Molecule: messenger RNA, 1435 nt
Organism: Gossypium raimondii (Peruvian cotton)
Lineage: Eukaryota; Viridiplantae; Streptophyta; Magnoliopsida; Malvales; Malvaceae
Product: LRR receptor-like serine/threonine-protein kinase GHR1
Exons: 1
Coding region: 99-1301 (400 amino acids)
Molecular function (GO): protein binding
Source: RefSeq, a predicted model, not a curated record
AAACCACAUGGAAAUUUCAAACUCCAUAAGUUUGCAUCAUCGAUUCACUUUCAUUAAGCUCUUUUCACUUGCAUUCCCACUAUCUUCUUUCUUUGGCAAUGGAAAACAAAAAUUACACAUCAAGUGAAAAGCAAAGCCCUGUCGCCAUGUUCAACACCCUCUGUUAUCUUCUUCUUCUUCUUCUUCUCCACUUUUCUCUAUCUCAGGGCCUGACUUUCCCGCAGGAUAUUUCAGCUCUUAAAGCCUUCAAGGCCUCUAUCAAGCCAACCUCAAUCCCUUCAUGGUCAUGUCUCGCUUCAUGGGACUUCGCCGCCGCCGACCCUUGCGCUCUCCCUCGCCGCACUCACUUCACCUGCGGCAUUAUUUGCUCCAUUGACUCAACUCGUGUCACCCAAAUCACCCUUGAUCCUGCUGGUUACUCCGGCCAACUCACCCCUCUCCUUUCCCAACUCACCCAACUCACUAUUCUUGAUCUCUCUGAUAACAGCUUCUUCGGGUCUAUACCUUCUUCCAUUUCUUCCCUACGUAGUCUCCAAACUCUGAUUCUCAAGUCCAACUCCUUCUCCGGGUCAAUCCCUGACUCUGUUACCACCCUGAAAUCACUUGAAUCCUUGGACAUUUCUCAUAAUUCACUUUCCGGACCUUUGCCCAAAACCCUCAACUUGCUUUCUGGUUUGAGGAGACUCGAUCUCAGUUACAACCAACUCACCGGUUUUCUACCUAAACUGCCUUACAACUUAUUGGAGCUUGCUUUAAAGGGUAAUUCUUUAUCCGGGUACAUCUCGAAUUCCUCUUUCGAUGGGUUAACUCAGCUGGAAGUCGUUGAACUCAGUGAAAACUCGUUCACCGGCACACUCGGAGUCUGGUUCUUUCUCUUACCGGCAUUACAACAGGCAGAUUUAGCCAACAACAGCUUAACACGUGUGGAGAUCUCGAAGCCAUCCGGCGGUAACAGCGACCUUGUGGCCAUCGAUCUCGGGUUCAACCACAUCGAGGGAAACGCCCCCACCGACUUCGCCAACUACCCACAGCUGUCCUCUUUGACGUUGCGUUACAACCGCUUACGUGGCGCCAUCCCAUUGGAGUACAGCAAGAAGAAGUCGUUGCGACGGUUGUUUCUGGACGGGAAUUUCUUGAUCGGAAGACCACCGUCGGAUUUCUUCGGCGGCGACACGUGGGUUUCCGGUAGCUUGGGGAACAAUUGUCUAGUGGGAUGUCCAGGAUCUUCGCAGCUGUGCAGUCCUUCGCAGAAACCUUACGAAGUUUGCAAGCAAGCUUAUGGUCGGAAACCGAUGGCUUAAUGUGAGAUCUGUCGGUCCAUGAUUUCCCAUCAUUUUUAAUUAUUUUAUCUUAAUAUAGUUUAGUAAAAACAUAUACAGAUGAGCCUAACCUAAUUAUUUUCUUCAUUAUCAAUAAAAUAAAAAUAUUACCACUA